CAAAGGUAACCAGAGCAACAACAGACUAAUGCAGCGGCUCACAUUUGUUUUGAGCGAAUGUUGUGCAUUAUGAAAUGUAGCUAAAGCUUAGGAGAGUUAUGCUAUUGAAAUGGUUCUUCUUGUAUAAAAACAUGCGCUUCAACUGCCUGCUUCCAAAAUGAAGAUGCGGUUCUAGAGAAAGCUACAGAUAUACUGUGUAUUUCUUGCAGCUAGCUAUGACUUAUUUCAUGUCCUCCCCAAUGGUCCACAAGGGCAGGUUAUAUCUGUAUCAUACUAUUACAUCGAGUACAGCUAGAUUCAUCAAACUGAAACAUCAACAGCAAAGAACAUUAUUCCUCGCUCCAAGGCAAAGGGAUGUCCACGGUCUACGUCCAAGCCAAGACAGGACAGUCUGGUGGCCUGGGUUUCGAGGACUGUUCUGUAGAGGAGGAGUGGAGGACUCCAAGCAGCAGACGCUAGAGGACCUCACUAAGAGCAUCAGAGGCGGACAGUACAAGAGGAUCAUAGUGAUGGCAGGGGCUGGGAUCAGCACACCUAGUGGGAUCCCAGACUUCAGGUCCCCUGGCAGUGGUCUCUAUGACAACCUCCAGCAGUAUAAUCUUCCUUACGCAGAAGCCAUCUUCGAGAUCAACUACUUCCAUCACAACCCCAACCCUUUCUUUGCCCUGGCCAAAGAGCUGUACCCAGGCAACUACCAACCCAACCUCACACACUAUUUCAUACGUCUCCUUCAUGACAAGGGCCAGCUCCUCAGAAUGUACACGCAGAAUAUCGACGGCCUGGAGAGACUGGCAGGAAUCCCCCCUGAGAAACUGGUGGAGGCACACGGCUCGUUUGCUACUGCUACCUGUACUGUGUGUCUCAGAGUCUACAAGGGGGAGGAGCUACGUCCUGACAUUAUGAAGGGGACAGUCCCUAAAUGUCCCACUUGUAAGGGUGUGGUGAAGCCUGACAUUGUCUUCUUUGGGGAGGAACUACCUCCUCACUACUUCAGCUACCUGAAGGACUUUCCCCUGGCAGACCUCCUCAUUAUCAUGGGUACCUCUCUGGAGGUGGAGCCCUUUGCCAGUCUGGCCGGAGCUGUGAGGGACUCUGUCCCUCGCCUACUUAUCAACAGAGACCUGGUGGGGCCCUUCGCUUGGGGGACCCCGCGACACAAUGAUGUGACCCAGCUAGGGGAUGUGGUCGGUGGGGUGCAGAUGCUGGCUGAUGUCCUGGGCUGGAACCACCAGCUGGAGGCUCUCAUGGCUGCCAAUGCUAAGAAGGCUACAGAGGAGGAGGAAUGAGACGGUCGGUGUCUUUAAGAUACCAUUCAGAAUGCCUCACCCCUGCAGUCCACCUCAGUCCACCUGCCUCGUAGCUCAGGACUACAGAGGAGGAGGAAUGAGACGGUCGGUGUCUUUAAGAUACCAUUCAGAAUGCCUCACCACUGCAGUCCACCUCAGUCCACCUGCCUCAUAGCUCAGGACUACAGCAGACUGUCUACUCAGCAGAGAAUCUAUCAUUAAAUGAACUCUCUUCAACAGACUUUGAUCCACACAACGGCCAAUCAGCACAACACAGAGGCAACAAUGGAGGAAGACAUUUAGGACAAAUUGGCAAUGUAUUGGGUUGGUUUAAUAGAUUAUAGUUAUUAGUUUUCUGUGAAAUGUGUAAAUAUCUUGAGAUAUUAUUUUAUGCUUUUUAAAAAUUCUGUCUCAUGUACAGUUUUUGCAGUAAAUAAUUAGCAUAAAGACCCGUACAGGGCUGGUUUUGUUGUCAAUGUCAUCGACCAGACCUGUUGACCAUGAUGUUGCUAAUGAUCUUGGCACAAAUCAGCUCCUCUGUUUUGUCAGUUACAAGGGAUUACGCUGCUAAUAAAGCUGAGCAAACAAUUGGAACUCUUA
Messenger RNA from Oncorhynchus nerka (sockeye salmon), 1886 nucleotides. RefSeq names its product sirtuin 3 (gene sirt3). Gene Ontology annotation, molecular function: histone deacetylase activity, NAD-dependent; NAD+ binding. Lineage: Eukaryota; Metazoa; Chordata; Actinopteri; Salmoniformes; Salmonidae. The record is from RefSeq and is a predicted model, not a curated record. Bases 216 to 1286 code for a protein of 356 amino acids. Gene Ontology annotation, cellular component: nucleus. The transcript is spliced from 7 exons.